Molecule: messenger RNA, 1655 nt
Organism: Mauremys mutica (yellowpond turtle)
Lineage: Eukaryota; Metazoa; Chordata; Testudines; Geoemydidae
Product: toll-like receptor 8
Biological process (GO): toll-like receptor signaling pathway; positive regulation of interleukin-6 production; canonical NF-kappaB signal transduction
Cellular component (GO): plasma membrane
Molecular function (GO): pattern recognition receptor activity
Source: RefSeq, a predicted model, not a curated record
AUGUUGAUAGCUGUUACAAAACUUUUUUACUGGGAUGUCUGGUAUACUUACUAAAUUUGUGUAGCAAAAUUAAAAGGAUACAAAUCUACAGCCACAGACAAAGCUCUCUAUGAUGCUUACAUAGCCUGUGAUACUCAGGAUGCGACAGUAACCGACUGGGUAAUAAAUGAGCUACGAUUUCGUCUAGAGGAAAAUGGAGAUAAACACAUUCUGCUUUGUUUGGAGGAAAGGGACUGGGAGCCGGGAAAGGCUGUCAUUGACAACCUUGCACAGAGCAUCCAUCACAGCAGAAAGACAAUAUUUGUUCUAACCGAAAGAUAUGUGAAAAACGGGAACUUUAAAACUGCUUUUUAUAUCGCUCUGCAGAGGCUAAUGGAUGAGAAUGCAGACGUGAUUGUGUUUAUUCUACUGGAGCCGGUGCUACAGCAUUCCCAGUACCUGAGGCUGAGAAGGAGGAUCUGCAAGAGCUCUGUUCUUGACUGGCCUAAGAAUCCACAUGCUGAAGGCCUUUUCUGGCAAAGACUAAAAAGUGAAGUGCUAACUGAUAACAGCAUUUAAUGCAGGGCCCAGUCAUGCUCCGGUUGAUGAGCAAAACUCCCAUUAACUUCAGUCAGAGGGAGAUCGACUUGCAGUGGUAUGUUUCAUACAAUAAAGUGGAUCCAGCACAAGGUGGAGCUGAAUUUAAGGAGGCAAGUUGGCGCACUGAGCUGCAGAGAAGGUGCUUAAGCUGCCUCAACAGGGGCAGGAAGGAAGCGUAAGCAAUAUUAAAGAACUCAGCUGGUCAAGCUUUUGCUGAAGCUGUGCCAAUGGCCAUAAAUGGAGGUAUUGCUGCUUCCACAACCACAGCAUGGGAACGUUAAAGUUCUGUGGGCUGCAGUUGGUCUGGUUUGGAGCAUUAGGUCUCAAGCCUGUUUCCACAACCCUUCACCAGUGACAAGUAAUCUGUGAACCCUGGAGACCUGGCAAAUUGAUGUGACAGAGUGGGAGGGGGGUGCGCGGAUCUAUGUGUCAGUCUGUCAAUGUCACAUAGCCUUAUAAUUCCACUGUGCCUGUAACAGUGUGUCUGAGCAGUAUAAUGUCUCAGAAUCGGCAUCCCAACUAAUAAUUAAAACUGGUCUUUCACCAUGAUAGGUCCUGACUUCAGCAUGGGGAAGGAGAUGACAUGAUCAUGAAAAACAUAUCUUCACCUCUCCAAAAUCCAGUCCAAUCCCCAAGAUAACAUGCACCGUGUGCCUCCGACUAGGAGCUGAGACUGAAACCAGGCAGUCCCUUGCUUAUUACAUGAUCCUGAUCUCACAGGUGCUCAGCCAAAAAACCUAGUCACUUUGAAGUCUCUGAGCUCUCUUCCUUCCCUUGAUAAAUUGCGGGGGGAGGGGGCAGUAUGGGAGAGGGAAGAGAAGGACCUGCUGGGGUCCUCAAUCAUGUGAAGUUGGUGGGAACACAAAUCAUAUUACUUCCAGCCAUGAAGACAGUAACAUAUGAAUAUGUGUACAUUGUUGUAUGCAUGUUACAACUAUGUUGCAAAGCUCAUGCUCCAAUACGUCUGUUAGUCUAUGCGGUGCCACAGGACUCUUUGCUGCUUUUACAGAUCCAGACUAACACGGCUACCCCUCUGAUAAAUGAUACCUUGCAAAGCUAUCUUACUUAACACUCAC